Molecule: messenger RNA, 2385 nt
Organism: Mercenaria mercenaria
Lineage: Eukaryota; Metazoa; Mollusca; Bivalvia; Venerida; Veneridae
Product: 52 kDa repressor of the inhibitor of the protein kinase-like
Exons: 1
Coding region: 1-2385 (794 amino acids)
Molecular function (GO): protein dimerization activity
Source: RefSeq, a predicted model, not a curated record
AUGAGCUCCAGAAAACCUCCUCGACCUCUUCCUGGACAAAAGUCCAUUUUUCAGUGUUUUAAAACCCCAAAUUCUACUCCAGAUGACAGUGAAAGUUCAUCAACUGUUCCUGCUGAUAAUUCUCAGUCAUUUUCGGAUGACAACACAAAAUCUUCUCCCAAAGAGUCCACAUCUUCCCCAAAACAAUUUCAGACAGAUCACUGCCAGAAUGAUGGGUACUCAGCGGGUUGCUCCCUGGGUGCGCGGUUUCUAGACACUGGAACCAUUGAUGUCACAAGAAGACUCCGAAUGUCUGAUUCCAUGAAAAUGUCGACUUUAAUAUCAAGGUUUGAGCCUUCGCGGAGUUGGGUAAAGCCUAAAAGCACUCACGGCAAAAGCGGGGCAGCUAGGCGUGUACCUGACCUAGUGUUUGAUACUGAAAACUACCCGUAUUUAAGGUAUAGUCCUUCAGUCAAUGGUGUUUUUUGUGCACCUUGUUUUGUCUUUAAUUCAUCUGAAAACACUCUCGUUGCUAAGCCCCUUGUAGACUGGAGCAAUGUGUCUAGGAUUAUAGGGAUGCAUAAAAAAUCACCUGACCACAGUAAUGCAAUGACUAAAGCUGACAAAUUCAUGAAAAUAUGUCAAAAUCAAGAAAAAAGUGUUGUUGAGUUUGGCUCGAACGCUUACAGAAACAAAGUCGAGAAAAAUAAGAAAGCCUUGACAUCUAUUGUUAAAACAAUAGUUCUGCUGGGAAAACAAAACAUAGCCUUUCGUGGCAAAACAGAAGAAAAAAGUAACUUCAGAGCUUUGAUAAAUUAUCGCGCUGAAGUAGACAGUGAUUUGCACGACCAUCUAGCAAAUUCUCCCAAACAUGCACAGUAUUUAAGCCCCUCUAUUCAAAACGAAUUCAUACAUAUAUGCGGCAAUCAGAUUUCGGACUCUAUCGUGCACCGUUGCCAAGAUGCGAGGUACUUUUCUAUUCUUGCAGAUGAAUCUGCUGAUGUCAGCAAUACAGAACAGUUUGCUUUUUGUCUGCGUUAUAUUGAACGUCAGAGUUCCGGGAAGCAUGUGCUUCACGAGGAUUUUCUUUCAUUUGUUCAGACAACAGAAACAACAGGUGAAACACUACACCAGUUGCUACUAGAUGAAAUACACAAACACAACCUGAACCCAAACUUUAUCGUUGGACAAGGUUACGACGGUGCUGGGAACAUGUCCGGUUGUCACCGUGGAGUGCAGGCAAGAUUUUCUGCAGAAUUUCCAAACGCAAAGUAUAUUCACUGUCGCAACCACCGUCUAAACUUAGCAAUAUGUCAUGCUUGCAGGGUAGCGUUUGUGCAGUCGAUGUUUACCGUUGUUGGGGAUGUAUUGUUUUUUAUCACAAUUUCUCCGAAACGUCUCGGAGUUUAUAGCUCUCAUAACGAUGACGGAGAAGCCUUAAAGAAGUUCUGCCCAACACGGUGGUCUCAGCACUCGGAAAGCAUCACUGCUUUCUAUACCCACUUCAAGUCAAUUCUAGAAACACUUACUGACCUUCAAGUUGGCAUGGACACCAAAACUAUGUCCACAGCGUCAAGCCUUCAAAAGGCUGUCCUGUCUUUUGACUUUGUUGUCGCUUUGUGUUGCGUCAGCGGUCCCUUAGAUACAUUGAAUCCUUUGACGGAUUCAAUGCAAGACCCUCAAUGUGACUUGGUCAAAGCAGCACAGCAUGCUAAAGUUCUUCAUGGGUUGCUGGCCGAGAGACGCAAUGACAUUGGGUAUUUUGGAGGACUUUGGGAAAAGGCUGUCGCCUUGGCAACUGAGCAUGACAUCAAUGUCUGUCAGCCUCGAGUUGCUGCAAGGCAACAACACAGGAAUAACAUAGCCGCAGAAAUCCCAAAGGAAUAUUGGAGGUUGAAUAUGUUUGUACCAUUCAUGGAUCACCUUUUGUCCCAACUGCACGACAGACUGUGCCUCUCGACUACAAGACUGAACGCUCAGUAUUUAUUGCCAACAAAACUUCGGCAACUUUCGCCCGAAAUGUGGGCCGAUAUCAAGCAGGAGUAUUCUCCGUUCAUAGAUUGCCAGGCAAUAGAUACUGAACUUGAUGUCUGGAAGAGAGUUGCAGCGGAUUCGCCCAUACAAGGCUUGGCAGAGGCAGUUGAUGAAACAUAUCAACUAUACCCAAACAUACAUGUUGUGCUGAAGAUCCUCCUGACAAUGCCAGUGUCCACGGCCUCUGCUGAAAGAUCAUUUAGUAGCCUUCGCCGCCUUAAAACUUAUCUAAGAAAUACGGUGACCGAGGAACGGCUGACUGGACUCGCUCUGAUGCAUAUCCAUCGCAAUCACCAGAUCGAUAUCGAUCAGGUUAUACGUGAUUUCGAUGUGUCUGGGCAUCGACGAAUCGCACUGGUUUUUGAUAAUUGA